UGUCCUUCACAGUCAGACUCGGCUGCAGCGUCUUUCCCCUCGUGGACUUGACCUGUGUGUUGACGGAGAUGCGUCACGACUCCUCUAGCAGUCGUCGGAAGGGCAAAGCCCCUCAACACCGCUCCGAGGUGUCGGCCCCAGGGACCUCUGGCUCCACAGCACGGUCCCCAAAGAGGAGGAGUGGUUCAGUUGUGCGUCCUGUGUCUCCCAAGAAGAGAAGGUUCCGACCAGGUACUAGGGCCUUGAUGGAAAUCCGCAAGUAUCAAAAGAGCACAGAUCUUCUGCUCAGGAAGGGACCGUUCUCUCGCCUGGUUCGUGAGGUUUGUCAAAGUUUUUCCAGAGAGUCUCUCCGGUGGCAGGUCUACGCUAUUCUCGCCCUGCAGGAGGCUGCAGAGGCGUUUCUUGUCAUGCUGUUCUCAGACGCCAACCUGUGUGCAAUCCACGCCAAGCGAGUGACCCUGUUCCCCCGCGACAUUCAGCUGGCACGGAGGAUCCGCGGCGUGGAUACCCUGUGAAGACAUCUCACAAACAAGUGUCUAUCUCGACAGGAACGAGACGCUCUCGUUCGACCAGUUUAAACUUUCCACCUUUUUUUAUGAGCUUUCUGCUCAGGUGCGACAUUUUAUUACAUUUGGGUGUCAAGUAUCAAAUAUCAUCAAGCUGACACGUUCAGGUCCACUGAGUCGGCUUCAAGUGUUUUUAAAAAGAAUGAAAACUGUGAAAACAGUUUUUAUACAUAUGUAAAUGAUUUUAAUACCCUGUGUUUUACUGUGAUCACUCCUCUGUCAUGUGUCAUUGAUGUGUAAAUGUUGCUCCCUAAUUCAUGUAAACUAUUUUCUUAAUAAAAUCCAUUUUCCUCCUAAUAAA
Messenger RNA from Paralichthys olivaceus (Japanese flounder), 867 nucleotides. Lineage: Eukaryota; Metazoa; Chordata; Actinopteri; Pleuronectiformes; Paralichthyidae. The record is from RefSeq and is a predicted model, not a curated record.